UCAUACAGGAGAUGUUCAAGUCGCUGCUGGAAACAAAGGAGCAGAAGUGGACUGCGCUGAAGGACGAAGCCUCCGGGCGGAUGAUGGAGCUCUCUGAUGUGUUUGGGGGAAACGUCCCCCUCUCCCGCAUCGAGAAGAACGAAGACCUGCAAGCGUACUUUGCCAAGACGAGUAAGCAGAUUGCCGCCUUUGACUACAGCAACUCCACAUCUGCCGGCAGAAAAAUCGUCCAGCUCAUCCAGGCGCUGGAUGAGGUGCAGGAGUUUCAUCAGCUGCAGAAUUCGCUGCAAGUCCGCCAGUUCCUACAGGAGACGCAGCAGGGGCUCAAGCAGAUGAUGCGCACGAUCAACAUCAAGGAGGAGACGCUGCAGCGGAUUAGCGUCAUUGCCGACCUCAGCUACGCCUGGCAGAUCAUCGACACAUACACACCGCUGAUGCAGGCCGGGAUCAAGGCAAACCCGGCGCUGGUUAUCAAACUCCGCGCAACGUUUCUCAAGCUCGCAUCCGCCCUCGAACUCCCGCUCGUCCGCAUCUCGCAGGUUGGCUCCCCGGAUCUCGUGUCCGUCUCGGAGUUCUACAGCAGCGAGCUCGUCUCCUACGUCCGCAAGGUGCUGCAAAUCAUUCCCCGCAGCAUGUUCACCCUCCUCGAGGAAAUCAUCAAGCUCCAGACGGUGACGAUGAGGGAGGUGCCGACGCGGCUGGACAAGGACAAACUUAAAGACUUUGCACAGCUUGAUCUCCGGGAGAAGGUGUCUGAGCUGACGUACAAGAUCUCUGUGUUCACGGAAGGAAUUCUGAUGAUGAAGAGCACACUCGUCGGCGUUGUCGAGGUUGACCCGAAGCAGCUGCUUGAGGACGGCAUCCGAAAGGAGCUUGUGAACCAGGUGGCCCGUGCAUUCGACACCAUCAUCGCCUUUGAGGCGCAGAAGGGGAAGGAGCCCGAGAUGCUGCCCCGUCUGCGCGCCCUCGCCAAGCGCCUGCAGGGCAUCAAGCGGUCCUUUGAAUACAUCCAGGAUUACGUGAGCAUUUAUGGCCUCAAGAUCUGGCAAGAAGAAGUGUCGCGCAUCAUCAACUUCAAUGUCGAGCAGGAGUGCAACGCGUUCCUGCGCACACAAACGCUGGAGAGCGACAGCUUGUACCAGAGCAAAGCGAUUCCGAUCCCAAAGUUCCCACCGCGCGACCGUGAGAGUCGCAACUUCAUCGGACGACUUGCCCGACAGCUGCUCAGGAGGACUGCCCCAGAGACAGCCAUGUACCUCGAGAAGACACGGUCGUGGUACGACCUGAAGACGCGGGCAAAGGUGCUUGGACCAGACAUGUUCAAGGAGAUGCAGGAGUCCCUCGACACGUUUGGACUCAACGGCCUGGACAAACUCUUCAGCUUCAUGCUCGUCGCUGACCUGCAGAAGUUUUCGCUCAACUUCCGUCGACUGUCGCCAACAGCAAAGCAGUCCCUCGUGCAAGUCCGGGAGCACCUGCACCCGUUUGACGCAAACGUCUCAGCCAAGACGUACACUGCGCUGCUGCAGUCCGUGUCGCGGCUCACGUCCGCGUUUGCCGAUCGCAUCGUCCGCAUCGGGCACAUUCAGCUGCUCAGGCGCAUGAUCUCGACACAGCUCAACUACGCAGCCAAGUUUGACGGGAAGCUCAUGCUCGGUGCACUGACUGCUCUGAACACGGCGCUACUGUCUGAGGUUGAGCAGCACUACCAGGACCCCACCAAGCCAUACCCAGGCGGCGACUCGCUUGUGCUUGCGGAGUUGAGCGAGUACCUGGAGGCUGUGGGUGAGGCCGAUCCUCUGGCCAAGAUCUACGUCACCACCAAGAAGCUCGACCACCUCGCCGCAUACGCGUUCUUCACCACCCUCGCACAGCUGCAGCGGAUUGUGUACAGCCGCCCGAUUGGAUCCAUGGUCGCACGCAAACCGGGUGAUGCCGUUGAUGGUCCGGCGUUUGUGUGCGGGAUGCUGACGCUGUUGAAGCAGUUCCACACGACACACACGCACAUGUUCCUCGACCUGGCUGGACAGUACAUUCGCUCCCACGUGCAGUCCGUCACAGAGAACCCAAAGCACCAGGCGACGGACCUUCCGCCGCAGGUCACCAACAUGCUCGCGUUCCUCGAGGAAAUGGCGCGGUUUGGCAAGAUCCCGCGCAAGGUGCUGCAGGCGCACAUUCCAAGCUAUCUCCUCGACGAAUACAAGCACCACGCUGCCUAGAUCGACACACACACGCGCGCGCACACACACACGGCCUGCUUCCCAUUGCUCUUCGCAUCAUCAUCGUCAUCAUCAUCAUUUUCUUCUUCUCGUUCGUCUUCAUCAUCUCAUCACAUCCCUGUUGUGCUGCCGCAUCCCGCUUUGGUCUUGUUGUAUCUGCUCCCUGCCGCUAGAACAUGUGACCUGGUGCCUUUGGCAGCCGCUCUUGUUGCCGCGCUUGCUGCUUGUUUCUUUUUUGCCACCCACAUCUACACGCAUAUGUGCCUCAUUUGCUCUCAAAUCGCCGGCUCGCUCUUGCCCUCCGUUAUUCCCCAAAUUGCACCUGCAAACUGCAUGCUGCGUCGCAUCACAACGCCUUUGUGUGCCGCCCAGUCA
This is a messenger RNA of Salpingoeca rosetta, 2594 nucleotides long. Its product is annotated as WASH complex subunit strumpellin. The record is from RefSeq and is a predicted model, not a curated record. The transcript has 23 exons. NCBI's taxonomy places the organism in Eukaryota, Choanoflagellata, Craspedida, Salpingoecidae. Gene Ontology annotation, biological process: actin filament polymerization; endosome fission; endosome organization. Gene Ontology annotation, cellular component: endosome; WASH complex. The coding region runs from base 12 to 2219 and encodes 735 amino acids.